Messenger RNA from Cucurbita maxima (winter squash), 2087 nucleotides. RefSeq names its product homeobox protein knotted-1-like 3. The record is from RefSeq and is a predicted model, not a curated record. Gene Ontology annotation, biological process: regulation of DNA-templated transcription. Gene Ontology annotation, cellular component: nucleus. Gene Ontology annotation, molecular function: DNA binding. Lineage: Eukaryota; Viridiplantae; Streptophyta; Magnoliopsida; Cucurbitales; Cucurbitaceae. Bases 329 to 1732 code for a protein of 467 amino acids. The transcript has 6 exons.
UGAUUAUUUACAAAAAUUAAAGAUUGUGUCAUUUUCUAAGAGGAUUCCUACCAGUCUCCGCCCUUACAAUUGGCAGUUUUCCGAGCUGUUUCAUCGCCUGAAAACCGCCCUCUGUAUCCAUUGCUUUCAUUCCUUCCUAAUCUGUAAAAUUCAACAUCUUCCCAAGGCUUCCCCUGCCUCUCUUUUUUCUGUUCUCAAAGACACGUUUGAACUGUACACUCGAUUCUGUACCGGUUGAUCUGUCUAUAUCACCAGCUUCCUAUAUGGCUGUGUAAUCUUUGACUAGUUCCAAGUGACUGAAUCUGCUUCUUUACUGGUGAAGGCUUUUAUGGCUUUCCGGGACCAACUCUCUCGGGGACUUCCUCUCCGUUACGGGAACCAGCCUCCGGAGGAGCAGUCGGAACGGCCGCUUGAUAGCACUCUGCGCUCUAUUUUAUCUGAUCAGCUUACUGAUCACUCUCCGGCUGGAGAUGGUUCUAAGUCUGAGCAUCUGCUUCAGAGCACUCCGAAUUGGUUGAAUAGUGCGCUACUUCGGAAUCAAACACCUCAUUCUCAGUAUUCUGGUGAUUCCAUGACGACCGCUGCAGAUAAGGACAUCACCGACUUCCUUAAUCUUCACACGACGGGUACUAAUUCUGCUGUGUCUCAUCCGACCGGUCAAUGGCUCUCCCGUCCGAUCCUCCAUCGCAAUCAUAGCGAUGUUAUUGAUGAAGUUGCCGAUGCUGCCGAUGCUAUGAUUGGCGCCACGACCACUUUGUCGCGCGAAUCGGACGAUUUGAAGAACAAUAGCUGCGGCGGCGGAGGGGAGGAUGUGAACAACAGUGACGAUGUGGCGAUUGAGAGCGAUGGUAAUGAAGGUGCUCAAUGUGAAGAGGCGAUAGUGAAUUGGCAGAAUGCGCGGGCUAAGGCUGAAAUUCUGGCGCAUCCACUUUACGAGCAGCUGCUCUCUGCUCACGUCGCCUGCCUCCGGAUCGCAACACCGGUGGAUCAGUUGCCGAGGAUUGAUUCUCAGCUUGCUGAGUCUCAGAAUGUGGCGGCGAAGUACUCGUCGCUGGGGCACGGUUCUCAGCCCGUUGUCGGAAAUGGAAAAGAGAUCGAUCAGUUCAUGACGCAUUAUGUUCUAUUACUUUGUUCGUUUAAAGAACAACUUCAGCAGCAUGUCCGCUUCCAUGCAAUGGAAGCAGUGUAUGCCUGCUGGGAAAUUGAGCAAUCAUUGCAGAGCUUGACAGGUGUUUCACCUGGUGAAGGUACGGGUGCUACCAUGUCUGAUGAUGAGGAAGACCAGAUAGAUAGCGAUGCUAUUAUGUUUGAUGGAUGUUUGGAGGGUCAUGAUGCUACGGGAUUUGGUCCCCUUAUCCCAACAGAGAGUGAGAAAUCCUUGAUGGAGAGGGUGAGGCACGAAUUGAAGCAUGAAUUAAAGAAUGGUUACAAGGAGAAAAUUGUAGACAUCAGGGAGGAAAUUUUACGAAAAAGGAGAGCUGGUAAACUUCCUGGUGACACUACGUCCGUCUUAAAAGCUUGGUGGCAAUCACAUUCAAAAUGGCCAUACCCUACUGAGGAAGAUAAAGCAAAGUUGGUUCAGGAAACCGGUCUGCAACUGAAGCAGAUAAAUAACUGGUUUAUUAACCAAAGGAAGAGGAAUUGGCACGCCAAUCCUUCAACCACAACAACCAUGAAGACCAAACGCAAAAGAAGUAAUGCAGGUGACACACCAUGCGACGACCAUCAAUAGCUCGAGAAAGAACCCGAUCCCACGAUUUCUUGUUGUAUGCAUAAGGUAUAACCCAAACAAAUUCGAAGCAUUACUGAAAUACAGUUCGUUACCUAGUGCAGAGAAUGAAACUGGGAAUUGAAGUGAAUCUGUGCCAUAUAACUUAUAUGCUGAAAGAAAUGUAAAUGGUGAAGGAGAUGGAUGGAUGGACGGAUGGAUGAAUGAAACUACACACAACAUUAGAAUUUAAAUAUGCAGAUUUGUAGAACUUUGCUUUUAGUGAGAUGCUGAAGAAUUUUCUUGGUGAGAAAUAGAUGUAUAGUGUAAUAAGCUUUGUAUGCUUCCUUUACACUCAUAGUAGCCAGAUUGUUUCGAA